CAAUGUAAGCUCUGCUUUUUGUUGCAGACGAUACUGAACUCGAUGCACAAGUAUCAGCCGAGGUUUCACCUCGUCCGAGCCAACGACAUCUUGAAGCUGCCCUACUCCACCUUCAGGAGUUACGUGUUCAAAGAGACGGAAUUCAUCGCAGUCACGGCGUACCAAAACGAAAAGAUAACGCAGCUGAAGAUCGACAACAAUCCGUUCGCGAAAGGAUUUAGGGACACAGGUGCGGGCAAGCGGGAAAAAAACAGGCAGGCACUGCUGUCGGUGUCGGGCAGCGGCUCCCGGCUGUCGGGCAGCCUCGGGGGGCCCGGCUCGCCGGACAAGCGGCGCUCCUCGACCAACUCGGGCAACGACUACCUGGACGACGAGGACAAGCUGCUGGACGUCGUGGGCCCGGACACGCCCCACCCGCGCGACCGAGACCUCAGCGACCGGGGCGACGGCUCCGAGUCCUCGGGCUCCGAGAGCGGCGGUUUCUCGGGACCGGGUGCCGCCGGCCACCACGUCGGGGCGGCCGAUGGCCCACGGCCGGACGUCUCGGUGGGCCCGCCCCUGCACCCGCCCCUCAUACCUUACCUGUACCCACCGGUGCCGGGACUGUACCCAGGACCGGGACACCUGCUACCCCCGGGACACCUGGCUGGGCUUCACGGGGGUGUGACGCCCGGUAUGCUGUUCAACGCCCAGUUGGCCCUGGCGGCCUCGCAGCACCCGGCGCUCUUCGGCCACUACCCGCAUCCCCUGGCGAGCCCGUUGCACCAGCUCAAGGGCCAUAGGUUCGCCCCGUACAGCUUGCCGCCGUCGCACGCGCCCUCGCACGGCUCGGCCUUCGAGACGGUCACGCCGGGCAGUAGGGGCACGACCCUCAGCCCGCGCUCGCCCCCGCCCCGACCGGCCACGGGCUCGCCCAGCCCCGCGGGGGGUGGCGCCGGGGCUGGCUCCUCGGCGACGGCGGAGCUCAAGUCGAUCGAGAACAUGGUCAACGGGUUGCAGGAGAAGCGGCCGCGGACGAGUCCCGCGGAAGCGGCAGCCGGGAGCCCGUGACAGGACUGCUCUCAGGAGGGGACGCCCCGCUCGCUGGACGAGGACAGGAGGCUGGGGGCGCAGCCCGACUCGACGUCCGAGCUGCCGUCGUAGCCGAGGCCCCGCUCCGGGCUCCCUGGCCAGGGCCUUUACCCCCAAAUCCAUACCUAGAUUCACCCCAUACUAUAAUUAUAUAGUAUAUAUAUUUACAAAGUGCAAUUGGACGGAGGCGGUAGGUGCUCGUGCGCGGCGUUCUGAUCAUAUUGUGUGGCGAUGUACAUAUUAUAUACCGGCGACUGUGGCGAUAUUAUAACGAUGAGUCCCCCUCUCUGCGGCUAGAGCACAAUUCUAAAUCGAGUAUUAUAUAAUAUUAUUACAAUUUAUUAUUAAUAUUUUAGCAUUAUUCUAAUUAUUAUUGGCGCGUGAUUGUGAGUGCACGCGGGCGGGCGUGUGUGUAAUUUUAACUGUGCGUUUGUGGACGAAAGUGUAUACGUACAUAUUUAUA
Messenger RNA from Copidosoma floridanum, 1534 nucleotides. It is a transcript of the gene bi, whose product is annotated as T-box transcription factor bifid. Gene Ontology annotation, cellular component: chromatin; nucleus. The record is from RefSeq and is a predicted model, not a curated record. Gene Ontology annotation, molecular function: DNA-binding transcription factor activity, RNA polymerase II-specific; RNA polymerase II cis-regulatory region sequence-specific DNA binding. Lineage: Eukaryota; Metazoa; Arthropoda; Insecta; Hymenoptera; Encyrtidae. Gene Ontology annotation, biological process: cell fate specification; positive regulation of DNA-templated transcription; regulation of transcription by RNA polymerase II.